Molecule: messenger RNA, 7922 nt
Organism: Megachile rotundata (alfalfa leafcutting bee)
Lineage: Eukaryota; Metazoa; Arthropoda; Insecta; Hymenoptera; Megachilidae
Biological process (GO): regulation of transcription by RNA polymerase II
Cellular component (GO): nucleus
Molecular function (GO): DNA-binding transcription factor activity, RNA polymerase II-specific; zinc ion binding; RNA polymerase II cis-regulatory region sequence-specific DNA binding
Source: RefSeq, a predicted model, not a curated record
AUGUCGCUUUCAAUUUCACCUUCGAGCCCUGAGGAACCUGUCACGCUGGUGGAACUAACCAGCGUGCCAGGUGGCCAGAAUGCGAUGGCUCAUCUCAAAAAACGGAAGCUGGAAGCAGAAUCUGUCAGCCCAAAUCCUAAGCAACUGCAGCAACUGCAACAACAGCAGCAGCAACAGCCGCAACAGCAACACUAUCAGCAACAGCAACCGUUGAUCAACAAGAAGGCUGCUCAAACGACCAUUCCUCAAGAAAUGGAGACAGCUGAUGCUGCUGCUAAGCGAAGGAGGAAAAGCGUGCGCGACGACGAGACACGAAAAUCACUUGAAGCCAAUGACGCGAGUAAAAACAUACCGUUGCCACAAAAGAAACGAGCAUUCGCCGCUGGGACCUCUGGUAGUCCGGCGAGAAAAUCCAGCAAGCAUUCUGAGGAGCCCGAAGAUGACGAGACUCUCAUCAGAGAAACGGAAGCCGCUUUGAAAAGCUUGUCGGGAAGUUGGCCCGGUCCUAGAGGCUCCUUGUAUCAACGAGGAAACUCGGACGAAGAUAAGUACGAAUCAAAUUUUGAAAAUCUGUUCGAAGAAAAGAAAGACAACCCCAAGCUGUCACCUUCCUCCGUGUCAACCUCUUCGACUACAAGCAACGAGACAGGUUAUUCUCUAAAGGAUGUGAUAACGUUCCGUGGUCAGCAAGACCGUAGCGGCAAGGUUCAACAACAAUUGAAGCAACACGACGUGGUCAAGCAACUACAGCAUCAGAGCAAAGUGAAAAAGGAUCUUGAUAACGUGUUGAGAACGGAAAACGAGUGUAGCAGCGUACAAGUUCAAGUGAACAAUGUGAACCCAAACGAGCCAGGUAAAAUUAGGCCGGUGUCAGUGAGGUCCCUGUCGGGCAAGGACCGAAACGACAGGAGCAUGGUCGGCACUCACGUGGAUCCACAAGGACGGCAAACGGAUAAAUACUCCAGAUACGACCCACCAGACUUUAACGAACUGGUAGACGACUCGUCGAACGAACUCGAGAUCGACAUGUCGGAUCCGACCGCCGAGAAGGACGAUGCUGACAGGGACAAAAUGAGCGACAGGGACCGUGAUCGAACGUGCAGAAAUGGACAAUCGCCUCAGAACUCAGCGAGGCAACAACAACAUCAACAUCAGCAUCAACAAAUGUAUUCCAGUUAUCACAGACAGUACAGCGAGAACGGCAUGAAGGUUUCGCCGACAGCUACGACCACCUCCUCCUCCUCAUCGCCGCCGUCGAAUUCUCCGUUCUCGGCCACGUCGGCAUUCAGACCACCCAAUACGGACCACGCGAAAGCAACUGGCCGCGGUACACCGUCAGUGGCCGUGGCUUCCACAGCGAUUCCACCUAUCGGCCCGUACCCAGCCUCGGCUACGUUUGUUGGCUACCCCACCGCUGGUCCUGGGCCAACGAUGCCGACCCCGCAACCUGUUACCGGCAUAUCGCCCACCUCCGAGGACAAGCAUUCGUCCACGGUUUCGCUGUUGCAGCUGAAAUCGUCGAAAGAGGACGCCCAUCACGUGACCAGGCACGAGGUGACACUCAACACGGUGACAAGCAGCAAAAGUCCCAGCGGUGGCCUUCCCGCGGUCACCAGUCCUGAUUCCUCGAAACAGUAUACAAUCCUUCAGCCAGCAGGUGUUGGCUCGAGAGCUGCCAGUGCCCUCCAGGACAUAGCCAGGGACGGAGUCGUCAGCGUCACUGCUGUCAGCAGUUGCAGUACAAGUAGUUCAACGAACGGAAACAACAACAGCGGCAGUAGCAGCGGUAGCAACGGUAAUGGUGGAAAUUGCAGCAACAACGUGUCCAGCAAGAACACGAGCAACAACAACGGUGGCAGUGCUAUCGCUAUCACGGCUGUGUCGACCAGCACGACCACGUCCAGUCCCACGACUGGCGGCGACGUAUCAGCUGGAACUGGAGCAACUCAGCAAGAGAAUGUGAUGAAAAUACCGGAAAGGCCUGGUGCCUUCGAUGGAAGCAGGCCGGGAAUGUCCAUGUCUCCGUCCAGUCUGAGCAGAGAGGGCAACAAGUGCCCAACCCCAGGGUGCACGGGGCAAGGUCACGUGACCGGACUCUACUCUCACCACCGCAGCUUAUCUGGUUGUCCAAGGAAAGAUAAACUAACGCCAGAGAUUCUGGCGAUGCAUGAGACUAUUUUGAAAUGCCCAACGCCUGGUUGCAACGGCCGUGGCCAUGUCAGCUCGAAUCGGAGCACGCACAGGAGCCUGUCCGGAUGUCCCAUUGCCGCGGCCAAUAAGCAAGCCGCACGCGAGGCACGACACAAGGCUCAAGUGUCCGGAAUAGCUCCAGAAUACAUCAGUACAAACCUGUUGCCGCCAUCAAUGGACAGUAAGAGCUACUCUCAGUAUGGAUCCACGACACAGGACACAAAACCGGUGCUAAGCAGUCUGACCUACGACUACUAUUCAACGACAAAGGGUACAGGGAUCAACAUAAAACCUCCCAAAACUCCGGAGGAAAGCCCUUCGUCCCGCACGCCAAAAGUGGUCCCUAAAACCGAGAAUAUGGCGACAAGCGGCAGUUGCUGCAGCAGUUUGUCUAGCAGGGGUCAAAGCACGUCGGACCUGUUAGUACCCAAGACGGAAGAUACAGCUUCUUGUAGAGUAAACUCACCCCCUCCACCACCUCCACCUACUGUACGACCCACGUACGACUCGUACAUGAAUCAAGACUCAAACUCCUCGUCGUUGUCCUCGAUGGACGCUAUGGGAUCUAGAGGGUCCAUCGGCGCAACGAUACAUCACCCGAGUCAGCACCCAACGCACCACGUGCUGCCCAUGCAGCCCACAGUCGCUUAUCCGAUGCCGAUGGUUGAAGACACCAGGAUGAGUCACCAAAUGUCGCAGAGGUCUCCUUACGAGCCCUCGGCGAUGAUGGCAGCAGCAGCGGCGGCAGCUGCAGCGGCCACAUCCAGCGAGGAGCUUUAUCACCACAGAUCUGCGGAACAUGCGAGGGCUUACAUGCACCCUGGUGCUAGUAAUAUCGCGCGACCUGUCGUAACCUACUCCAACGAGAUCGCGAAUGCGAGAGGCUACGAAAACGCAGUAGCCAAUGCUGCUAAUCAUCGACCGUACGACCCGGGUACCACGUCAGCCUACGAGAGAUACGACACGCAAGCCUGCGCACCCAUUCAGUCACAGCAGCAACAACAGCAACAGCAGCAGCAGCAACAACAGCAGUUGCAUUCGAGAACAAAUAUGUAUUAUCUGGGACAAACUGGGAUGACCCCGGAGGAGCAAGAACGGGUGUACCAUCAGGAGGUUGCGGCCGCGGCUCAACAACACCAGAUGGCGAUGGCUGCUGCUACGGCUGCGGGGAUGAUGAAGACCGAAGAUGUGAAAUGUGUCACGGUAGCUCAAGUGCAGCAGAUGCAGAAGCCAGGAGGUCCUCCAACAUCGCCUGGAGGAUCAGUGAUGGACUUGUCGACUUCCAGUGUAACGUCAACGAGCCCGCAGGCGCCCCCAUAUGGCUCUAACAGCCUUAGCCCUCAAUACGGCGGUGGUCAAACUGUAGGUGGUAGUCCACAAGCAGCAGCGAGUCCCCACCUGACGGCAAGUCCUCAGGUUCCCAGUCCACAAGGACAGACCCUCGAUCUCAGCGUGAACAGGCUUCAUAGAUCUGCGGAACAUGCGAGGGCUUACAUGCACCCUGGUGCUAGUAAUAUCGCGCGACCUGUCGUAACCUACUCCAACGAGAUCGCGAAUGCGAGAGGCUACGAAAACGCAGUAGCCAAUGCUGCUAAUCAUCGACCGUACGACCCGGGUACCACGUCAGCCUACGAGAGAUACGACACGCAAGCCUGCGCACCCAUUCAGUCACAGCAGCAACAACAGCAACAGCAGCAGCAGCAACAACAGCAGUUGCAUUCGAGAACAAAUAUGUAUUAUCUGGGACAAACUGGGAUGACCCCGGAGGAGCAAGAACGGGUGUACCAUCAGGAGGUUGCGGCCGCGGCUCAACAACACCAGAUGGCGAUGGCUGCUGCUACGGCUGCGGGGAUGAUGAAGACCGAAGAUGUGAAAUGUGUCACGGUAGCUCAAGUGCAGCAGAUGCAGAAGCCAGGAGGUCCUCCAACAUCGCCUGGAGGAUCAGUGAUGGACUUGUCGACUUCCAGUGUAACGUCAACGAGCCCGCAGGCGCCCCCAUAUGGCUCUAACAGCCUUAGCCCUCAAUACGGCGGUGGUCAAACUGUAGGUGGUAGUCCACAAGCAGCAGCGAGUCCCCACCUGACGGCAAGUCCUCAGGUUCCCAGUCCACAAGGACAGACCCUCGAUCUCAGCGUGAACAGGCUUCAUAGUGGCGCACCAAGUCCCCAGUACCCAACCGGCCACGGAGAAGCUGUAGCGGUUCCCGUAGGACCAGGAUUCCCAGCGCCCAGACCAAUCGAGGAGCAAACCGAGCCUGUGGACUUCUCGACGGCGAAUGAGCCGGUCAAUUUCAGCGGGGGGCCAGGAAUCAGGCCUGUACCAGGGUUCCCGCCACCCGGUGUGCACGUCGCGGCGUACAGCCGAGAAAGCACCCCCGACAGCGGGGGUUCCCACUACAUGGAUGCCUACCGUGACCCCACUGGUUAUGGACCAAUGAGUCCUCAUCCAGGAUACGGAAUGACAGGUGUUCAGCCAGAAUAUCCUGCGAACACUUACACUCCUUACCCCACUGCAGGCUACAACUGUGGUGGAACUUAUCCUGGUGGUCCUGUGACUUCUGGUUAUCAAAUUCCGGCAGGAUACACGCCAACACCCUGUUACAGUAUGCCACCCCCACAACACACGGUUGGACCCCUCGAUAAACCCACCGGUAAAGACGAUAGCUUGUCCGGUUGCCCGCGGGCUGAUCGCUCCCAGAUUCAGGCGCACUCGCAAGAACUGAAGUGCCCUACGCCAGGGUGCGAUGGGUCUGGUCACGUGACCGGAAACUACUCGUCUCACAGGAGUUUAUCCGGAUGCCCACGGGCUAAUAAACCUAAGAGCAAGCCACGAGACGGGCAAGAUUCUGAACCACUCAGAUGUCCAAUCCCCGGCUGCGACGGGUCCGGUCAUGCUACCGGCAAAUUCCUGUCGCAUCGCAGCGCUUCCGGCUGCCCCAUUGCGAACAGGAACAAGGGGCGAGUGUUGGAAACCGGUGGCAUGGUGGAGCAGCACAAAGCAGUUGCUGCGGCAACAGCAAUGAAAUUGGAAGGUGUCAACUGUCCCACGCCUGGCUGUGACGGAAUUGGCCAUAUAAAUGGCUCUUUCUCCACACACAGAUCUCUGUCCGGUUGUCCGAUAGCCGGACACGCAGUGAAGAAGCCCAAGUUCGAGGAUAUGUCGAGCAUGUACAGCAAAGGAAUCACCGGUGAGGAUCAAGCUGCCUCUGGGGUGGACACCAGUGGUCUGGCUCACGGGGGUGCGGUGGGUACGGGUCAGGGUAACACAAGUAGCGGUACCGCCACUGGCCAGAGCGAGGAUCUCUACACACUGGAGGCUGAAAUUACGGAACUCCAGAGAGAGAACGCUCGGGUCGAAUCGCAGGUGCUGCGCUUGCGCUCCGAUAUCACCGCCAUGGAGAACCAGCUGAAGCAAGGAGAAAAGGAAACAACGUCGAUUGCUCAGCGAAACAACAACCUGACCGAGUACUAUCAGUCGCUGCGUCACAACGUGAUAACGCUGUUGGAGCACGCGCGAUCACCGAAUGCCCCAGGCGGACCACAGGGCCACGAAAAUUUCGACAGUUACCUAACGAAGUUACAGACCCUGUGCACCGCGGAUGGUUACUGUGCGGAUGAAGGGAACAGGUCAAUUUAUGAGACGGUGAAAACCGCGCUUCAGGAUUUCACGGUCCUACCGACACCCAUCUGAGACCAUCCUUAAAGCUCGACGAUCGGAUACGACGUAACUUGGUCGCGUUUUACCCAGUGACUUAUCGUAGUGACGAAACGUGACCAUGAUAAGACACAAGAGGUUGACGUGGUUAUUUACCGAAAGGACACAUGUGCGACGAACAUUGAACGCGGCUCGUGUGUCGUUAAACGAUGCAGGAAAAAUGAAGACGUUCUCCGUCAACAAAAAUCGCGUUGCCUCUCGUCAGGUAGAGGAAGAGACGUUAAUUUUGACGAAUAUUAUCGGGUGAUUUACUCGUGUAUCAUGCGAGAAUGGUGCUUUUUAACACCGACAACGUCGGUGAAAUUGGACACGCUGUAUAGACUCUUAGUAAAUGUUACAACGGUAUCUAAGGUAUCCUCUGAGGAUCCAUUCAGUGUGAUCUCGCGGAUCCGUGUGGACUGAUGUUGCUCAUAGCUAUUUUGUACAUAACGAACCUAUACUACGUAAGUAUUGUAAGAGACCUGGGCUGAGAAUCGCCCGGUCGAUCAUCGUGAAUUGUAAAUAGACGGGAGAGAUAACAUUUAUAUAUAUAUAAAUAUACAAAAGCGUUAAUGUGGUUAUCACUCAUAAUUAAGGCAUGUAAAGAAAGAAUAUGACAGGACGUCAAGCGAACACGAACGAGAUUAGCUUACAAGAUAGAUGUAUAUCGAAACGUAUCGCUCUUACCAGUGCAUAACUGUUACUACCCGUUAAGCCAUUAAACGUUAACACUACGAUGAUGUGAAACCGCUAAAAUGCUGCUUUAGCUAAAACCGACGGCUACUUAAUUAUAAAUUACUAUUGCGUACUUAUUACAGCUAGAUACUAUUAUUACUACUAUUGUCACUGUUACAACCGAAAUCGUUUCUAGGACUAAUUCAAUCGUCAUUAUCAUUAUUAUUAUUACCAUUAUGAUUAUGAUUAUGAUUAUUAUUAUUAUUGCUAACAGACUACUCUUACUACUGGACAUAGGAUAUUAGCGACGAGUAUACCGACGCAUUUAUAUUAUCAACGAGUCUACGAACGGUGCAACAUGUUGUCCAUAAUAUGUAAAUAGUCACAGAGAAAAUACGAAUAUUAUACGAGUGCUAGAGAUCGACGAGGGGAACCGCGAAACCUCGAAGUCAUAACGAAAGAGGUGAAUUCGAGGUCGCUCAUUUUGUCCCAGAAAAAAAAGAAUGUGAAUGGUAAACACGGUGUAUUUAUCGAAUUUUUAGACGUAAAGGACGAGCCGAGGAUCGACGAGUUUCAUAUAAAACACGAGGACCAUAAUGGCUGCCGUGUUGUCGUCGUGAAUCGUCCGUCAGUCUGAACGAAGGAUACUCGUUCGUUUGUGCAAUAGCUUCGAAGAGAAUUGUUGCAUUCAUUUCUUUCGUUAUAUGAAUUUAUCAAGGUGCAGCGGUGAUUCGCAAAUUGUUACGGUUUUGUUAUCGCAUUCACACCCGUAUGUGUUGUAUGUUCGCGUUUUUGGUUAGUCACGAGGUGUAAACAUCGAUAUCAUUGCGGAACGAUGAAAUAUCUUCUGCCUCUUCGACGCUUCAUCGUUGCUGGCUCGACGAAGCAGAAUUAUUUCGCGUAAGCAUCGUCGACCCGGCAAAUCAAGCGUUGGUACCAUUUCUCUGGCAUCGAUAAGUAUACGACGAAACUGAUGCGGUUGGUAGUUUUUGCGCCACAUAAUCAUUUAUCAUUGUCGAGUAACAAAUUUGCAAGUGGAAUGCUGGUUGAUUUAGAGAUACUGCACGGAGCUGGAAAGUUGGCACCUGGGAGAAAUGUGGGUUCUGUUGGUUUCAUUGCCAUGUGUAUGUAUUUUGCAUUUCGACGUGUUGAAUGGUGACAUGUAUAACACGCAUGUAGACUUUCAUUGGCCUAGAAUAAGUGUUGAAAGAAGAAAUUGUAAGCAAAGUGCUUACAAUGUUCGGGAAUUGCAUGUGAAAACUUGAAAUUUUCACAUUAUUGUCCUUUUCAAAUUGGCAACUUUCGCAAUUUUCAUGUUUUCAAACAUCCUAACACAAAUUUUCUACUCACACUUUUAAUGUGAA